Messenger RNA from Fraxinus pennsylvanica, 1188 nucleotides. The record is from the annotation of a GenBank genome assembly. Lineage: Eukaryota; Viridiplantae; Streptophyta; Magnoliopsida; Lamiales; Oleaceae.
AUGGCCCAAGAAGCAGCAAAAAAUCAUCUCCGAGACAUCAAAAACAAGACUUGGAUCCUCAAAACUUCUAUUCACUGUGAAGGCUGCAAAAGAAAAGUAAAGAAAAUCCUCAAUCAAGUUCAAGGUGUUGAAAAUGUAGAAGUUGAUAUUAAGCAACAAAAGGUAAUAGUAACUGGCAACGUCGAGGGAGAUUCUUUGAUCAAUAAACUGACAAAGUCUGGUAAGAAAGCAGAAUUAUGUGAAAAAACUGAGAAAAAAGAGAAAAAUUCAGGGCAAGGAAGAAACAAAGAGAAACAGAUUAAAAGACAAAGCAAUGAACAAAAAAUCCAGGAAAAUGGUGCUGAAAAAGAGCAGAAGCCAGCUGUGAACGUCCAAGCGGUUCAAGAUCCUGCUAAAAUAAGUGAUGGAGGUGCUUCAACGAGUGGUUCUGCAUCCAAGAGAGGUGGCGCAGCUGAAGUCGACGGCGGUGAAGUGAAAAGGAAUGAAGCAAGUGAUGCCGGUAGUUCAGCUAAAGAUACAGGUCCGGUAAAAACAAAUGACAGCAAUCAAGUGGCCGAGUCAAAAUCAGAGGAGAAGAAGCCGGAGAGAAACUCAGCCGGUGAACCGCUGCUUCCGGCGGAGGAUAGUGAAAGUAAAAGUGGCGUAGCUUCUGAGAAAAGUAAAGGUGGCAGUGUUAGCGGCGGUGAGAAUGGCGCUUCUGGUAAAAAGAAGAAAAAGCAAGGGCAAAAUGGGAAUAAUAAUGAGCGCGCGAAAACGAGUGUUGCUACACCGGCACGCACAGGAUCAGAGAAGCAUGAUGUGGGCCCACCUCCAAUCUGUUUUCCAGCUAAUCAUAUUCCUCCACGUCAGCAUAAUUAUCAUCACUACCCACACCCACUCCAUAACUGCGAGCCCCCACCCGUGUCCGCCGUGAGCUACAAUACGGCGUAUCCUACUAGUAGCUAUACGGCAUCGUAUUAUGCAGCCCCACCACCACAUUCAUACGCCUAUUCGUAUCCGGGGCAAGAUAUCGAGCCGCCGCCACCACCCUCCGAUCCCGCUUCAUACCCUCGACAGCCGUUGGAUUCAUUCGAAAUGUUUAGCGAAGAAAAUACGAAAGGGCAAACUGCAUCAUGUCUAUAUCUUCUUUGUAUAUUGGAAUUGCAUGCUCUGGACAUUCUGACAGAGGACAAACUGGACUGGAAAUAG